ACAGCAGUCUGAAAUCUUGCCAGUUUGAAUAUUUCUUCAGUAGCAUUUGGUCUUGUGAAAAAAAUUGAAAAAAUGAAGAGUGCAACGAUUUUCGUUGCAAUUCUUCUGGUCUUUGAUGUGAGCUGUCAUCAUGAAAACUUACCAGAAGACAUUCUGAAAAGUAUUACUGUUUGCCAGGAAGAGCUUGGCAUAUCAGAAGCGGAGCUAAAGGAAGAAAUACAAAAUCAUAAUUUGCCAAACCCAAACAUGCGUUGCAUGGAAGAAUGUCUGAUGAGAGUAUCUGGUUUGAUGGUCGACAAAGAAGUCAAUGCAGAUAAAUUUAAAACAGUUUUAAAGCAUGUUCAUGGUGAGGCUUACUCUGACGAAAAAUUGGAAUCAUUGAUUGAAAAGUGCUUAGGAGAAGCUCGUGAAAAGGAAGAUAAAUGUGAAUUUGCAAAGAUUCAUCAGAAAUGCAUGAUGGAUUCGCUUGGUAUGGAAUAAGAAUGAAUAAAGUGCAUGAAAGUAUGCCAUAUUGAAAUUCUAAAAUUUAUAAAGAAUUGUACUCGCUAUAUUAGUUUAAUGUAAAUUAGAGCCUCAAAUUAAAGAAACUUAAGCAAUA
Molecule: messenger RNA, 598 nt
Organism: Belonocnema kinseyi
Lineage: Eukaryota; Metazoa; Arthropoda; Insecta; Hymenoptera; Cynipidae
Exons: 5
Coding region: 73-480 (135 amino acids)
Biological process (GO): sensory perception of smell
Molecular function (GO): odorant binding
Source: RefSeq, a predicted model, not a curated record